Dothidotthia symphoricarpi CBS 119687 is the source of this 2587-nucleotide messenger RNA. Its product is annotated as DEAD-domain-containing protein. The record is from RefSeq and is a predicted model, not a curated record. NCBI's taxonomy places the organism in Eukaryota, Fungi, Ascomycota, Dothideomycetes, Pleosporales, Dothidotthiaceae. Bases 26 to 2476 code for a protein of 816 amino acids. Gene Ontology annotation, cellular component: nucleus. The transcript is spliced from 2 exons. Gene Ontology annotation, biological process: rRNA processing. Gene Ontology annotation, molecular function: nucleic acid binding; ATP binding; RNA helicase activity.
CGACCAAACAACGCGUCUGUUAGAGAUGGUCGCCUCCGGGGUUACUGGUCGCACGAGACCAACAAAGGUCAAGAAACAAGCCAACGUCCAGAAGAGGAAACGCGACGACGUGGAUGUGGAGAAGCUCGACGAGGCAGUUGGAGAGUUGGACCCCAAAAAUGGCUCGUACAAAGACUUCACCGACCUCCCUCUCUCAGACCCCACCAAACAAGGCUUGAAGUCUUCGCAUUUCGCUGUCAUGACAGAUGUCCAAGCCAAGGCCAUUCCUCUUGCUCUGAAAGGCCACGAUAUCCUCGGUGCAGCGAAGACUGGGAGCGGAAAAACACUUUCUUUCCUCAUACCCGUCCUCGAAAAUCUAUACCGACUACAACACGUUGGCACAGAUGCAGGCUUGGGUGCGUUGAUCUUGGCGCCAACUCGAGAGCUGGCAAUCCAGAUCUUCGACGUACUCUGUAAGAUUGGAAAGCAUGGACAUAUGUUCGCAGCCGGGCUGUUGAUAGGAGGAAAGAGUUUGGAAUCUGAACGACAGGCUCUAGUCAGGAUGAACAUUGUUGUCGCAACACCAGGACGUAUGCUUCAACAUCUCUCGCAAACAGCUGCCUUCAGCGUCGACGAUUUGAAGAUGUUGGUGCUGGACGAGGCAGAUCGCAUCCUGGAUAUGGGCUUUCAAAGGGACGUGGAUGCUAUUAUCGAAUAUUUGCCCAAGGAGAGGCAGACGCUACUUUUCUCCGCUACACAGUCAAGGAAGGUCUCGGACCUAGCACGUUUGAGUCUCCAGGACCCCGAAUACGUAUCCGUUCACGCCGAGGACAAGAGCGCAACACCUAAGGGCCUAACACAGAACUACAUCGUUUGUCCUCUGGAGGAAAAGCUGGAUACUCUCUGGAGUUUUAUACAAGCCAGCAAGAAGUCUAAGAUCUUGUGCUUCUUCUCAUCAGCCAAAGUAGUACGCUUCGUGUACGAGUCUUUCCGGCACAUGCAGCCUGGUAUUCCGUUGCUGCAUAUUCACGGACGUCAAAAACAAGGUGCGAGGCUGGACACGACCGCGAAGUUCUCCGCAUCAAAAAACUCGUGCCUAUUUGCUACAGACGUCGCAGCUCGAGGCCUAGAUUUUCCGGCUGUGGAUUUCGUGAUACAAGUUGAUUGCCCAGACGACGUUGAUACGUAUAUUCACCGUGUUGGCCGUACAGCGCGGUAUAAUCGCGAAGGACGUGGUGUUUUGUUCCUGGCGCCCACCGAAGAGGAGGGAAUGCUGAAGCGUCUCGAGGCGAAAAAGGUGCCUGUCGAGGUGAUAAACGUUCGACAAAAGAAGAGACAGUCCAUCAAAGAACAACUACAGAACAUGUGCUUCAAGGACCCGGCGCUCAAAUACCUCGGCCAGAAGGCGUUUAUGACGCACGUCAAGUCUAUCUACCUGCAAAAGGAUAAGGAGGUGUUCAAGCUCAAAGAAUACGAUUUGGAGGCAUAUGCGGCAAGUCUAGGAUUGCCAGGAACUCCUAGGAUCAAGUUCAUGAAGGGCGAUGAUACCAAACAGAGGAAACAGGCUUCACGACAAACAAUUGAAGUUUCUGACGCUUCAGAAACUGACGACGAGUCGACGAAGCAGACAAAGACUGUGCGCACAAAGUACGACCGCAUGUUCGAGAGGCAGAAUCAAGACGUCUUGGCCGACCACUACAAGAAACUUGUCAGAGACGGAUCCGAAGAAGGAGUCUCGGCCUCUGCAAACGACUUUACCGGUGACGGAGCCGCUGCUGCUGGCGACGACGACGACUUCAUGGCUAUCAAACGAAGGAUCCCCGCUGACUCAGAUGGCGACGAUGACGAAGACUUUGGUGCAACCGCAGACGCCGACGGAUCUGCUGUACCCGGUGGUCGACUCGUGCGUCUCGCCGGCGCAUCCCAGCCCAUUGUUAUCGACAGCAACCGGCGCGAGAAGUUGCUCAAAUCCAAGAAGAAGCUUCUCCAGUUCAUGGACAAGGGCAAGAGACUCGUCUACGACGACGAUGGCAACCCGCAUGAAGUCUACGAACUGGAGAACGAGGCCGACUUCCGCGCCAGGGGUCUCCCUGAAGAACAACGCAAGAAGUUCAUCGAGGCAGCGAGACAGGUCGUCGAGGAGGCGGAUGUGGAUGACAAGGCUGCGGCCAAGGCGAAGCGGAAGGAGAAGAUCCAGAAACGAAAGGAGAAGGAGAGGGCGAAGGCGGAGGGUGGGGAUGGCGGUGCAGAGGUGGAAGAUGGCGGGGAAGAUCCAUUGGCGAACUUCAUCGCAGAUGCGGAGAGUAGUGGGGAGGAGGAAGAAGUGGCGGUGGAGAAGCCCAAGGAGAAGAAGCAAAAGAAGUGGUUCCAGUCCGACUCUGAGGACGAUGAUCACAACAGCAAAAAGAGGAAGAAGAGCAAGACUGCGAGGCAGGUGGUGGAGCAGCCCGAGACGUUGGAGGAUAUGGAGGCGCUGGCUGCUGGGCUACUGGGUUAGUUAAACGGGCUACUGAAACUCUCUUCAAGUAUGUUCUUUUGCAUCAUGGAUGGUCAAUCUAGCAUGCAUCAAGUCAUCUAAGCUUUCGCGAAUGUUACAAUUAUAUCUCGU